Microdochium trichocladiopsis is the source of this 1731-nucleotide messenger RNA. RefSeq lists its product as uncharacterized. Gene Ontology annotation, biological process: regulation of DNA-templated transcription. The coding region runs from base 1 to 1731 and encodes 576 amino acids. The record is from RefSeq and is a predicted model, not a curated record. Gene Ontology annotation, molecular function: zinc ion binding; DNA-binding transcription factor activity, RNA polymerase II-specific. NCBI's taxonomy places the organism in Eukaryota, Fungi, Ascomycota, Sordariomycetes, Xylariales, Microdochiaceae. The transcript has 5 exons.
AUGGUGUAUUGCGGAAAGCCCUCUCGAGGGUGUCAGAUGUGCCGGUCCAGGCGGAUAAAGUGUGACGAAACAAAGCCUACUUGCAACCAGUGUGCCAAGUCACGGAGACAAUGUCCUGGUUACAAAGACGAAUUCGACCUCGUCUUCCGCAAUGAGACACAAGCCACGGAACGCAGGGCUCGUAAGGCUAGCAAAAAAGCCAACAACAAAGAUGCUCAGCAACAGGGAUCGGCCCACGAUACCGCUGAUUCUGGAAUGAAUGUCUUCUCAACGACGGGCCAGACAAUGUCUCUUAUGCCCAGGCCGCCUGUCAAGCAGGAGGCUGACUGUUAUUUCCUGGCAAAUUUUGUGAUGACGCCGUCGGAGACGAGAGGGACUCGCGGCUUCUCCGACUGGAUCGUCCCCAUGAUGCAGCAUUCUGGAGGUCAGGUCGACAACCACCUUCAGUACGCAUUCAACGCAUGCAGCAUAGCCCUGUUGAACAACAAGAGCGGUUCUCUGAACCGGCUUAACGAAAAGGCCCUCUUUGAGUACACAAGGGCUCUCUCGGCAACAAAUGCGGCUCUACGAGACCCAAAAACUCAGAUGUCUGACUCUACUCUGGCGGCCGUUUUGCUACUAGGGCAAUAUGAGAACAUCACUGCAAGGAAAAUCGGCACGUUGUCUUGGGGCUCUCACAUAGAAGGCGCAAUGCAAAUCGUGAAAGCUCGCGGCAAGAAACAGCUGCAAAGUGAAGUCGGCCGUUUACUUUUCGUCAGUGUGCGGGCUAUGAUGAUCAUUCAUGCAAUCACUUCAGGUCAACCACCACCCAUGGGGGCCGAUUGGUGGAUUGCUGACGCGGCACGAGAUGAAUCCUCAACUCUUUGUCAACGCUUUGCAAUCAAGGCUGCCGAAAUCCGAGCUGAAGUAGCCAGAGUCAUGUCGACAAUGCAGCGCACGAGUACUUCCACAAAGAUCAUGAUGGCAAUCAUCCGGAAAUGUCAGCAGCUUGAUCUUGACAUCCAGUCCUGGAUGCAAACACGUCCAGAGAACUGGCAGUGCAAGACAGUGGCCUGGGAAUCGAGCAUCCCAAGCAACGGUGACUAUUCGAAAUUGGAGGUCUUCCCUGGGCGAAUCGACGUCUUUGCCGACCUCUACGUUGCAAGUACAUGGAGCUUGGCCAGGACGACGCGGAUGCUCAUGGCCACCACUAUCAUGAGGUGUGCUGCCUGGGUCGUUGCACCUGUGGACUAUAGAACAACUUCGGAGUACGCCACGUCAUCUCGCAUCUGCAUUGAUAUGGUCACCGACAUCAUCGCUUCGAUACCGUUCCACUUUGGCCUGCGGCAAAGACGGCCCAGCUUGUUUGACGGCUCCACCGAUACUUCUUUUGCCUGCGGCGACGGGAUGGGUACUUCUGCUUUGGCAGGGUAUCUCGCAGUGUGGCCGCUUGGUCAUAUAUAUCACUCGGACUUCUCCACAGAUAACCAGGUUGCAUGGGUUGGUGGACGACUCAAGUACAUUGGUGAUGUGCUUGGAAUCAAGUACGCACUAAUUGUUCGAUCGCUCCGGCUCAAACUACCUUCCGGCCUGAUCCGGCGCGACGGCUACUCUUUGGUUCAAAACUCGCACAACAUCCUCGGUAUCUUGCAAGGUAAGGUGCCCGCGCCGGCAGGCACUGCGCCAACGACCAUGACACCAAACCAUGCUUUGCCGUCUUCGACGGGAGGGACGCAUGGCAAAGUGGAAUGA